CGGCCUGCUUUUUCUUCUUUUAUGUGAAACCUAGCAACUUGUCCAUGCGGUAAAAAGCAUGGAGCAGCAUCAGAAUAAGGGGACCUUAGUCUCAAAGGAUUUGCUUUCCUGUGGUGACGAAGGAGGACUUCAUGAUAAGCUGCUUCUGAAGUCCAAAACAACCAAGAGCAGCAGCAGCAGCAGCAGCAGCACUUUGCAAACGACUGCUGUUCCGAGAAGCAGCGUACUGGACAGACUUCAGCUCUUCCUGCCACAAAUCGCGCAGGCCAAUGAGAAGCUCAAGCAGGAGAUGGAGUCCUGCCCCACUGGCCGCUUUGACAUUGAAAAUGUGGAGGAUGCUGGGAAAGUAAUCGAAAUGGACGUAGCCCUGGUGGACCUGGGUGACUCGGACAGCGACUCUGAGGAUGAGACAUCGGAUGAUGACAGCUCUGACUCGGAAUUUGAGGGCGAGAUCACAGAGGACAAUCUUAAACUGCCUGGGAAUAAGAAAAUCAAAGAAAAAGCUAACAUCAAAGUUCUGGGUGAGGACACUGUUUAGGACAUCCACUCUUGUCAUGCUGUGGGAGAAUCUGUAAGGAUGCUCGCUGGUCAGUGUGGGAGAACAUGCGUGACUACAUCUGACUGAAGACUUUGUUGACGUUUGAGGAUGUUAUGGGCAGGUCCUGAUGGGAAGCACCACACAGAUUAUCUAAAGCACAGAUUUUUGGCCUGACUGAACUUCACUGCAUUAGGUAAAAAGUGGCAUGGUUCUUAAGAAGCUGUACUUGUAGCACGUUGCUUCACAGGAAGGAAACUGUGUCACUGUAUUAAGCAGUGAGCUAUGCAGCAUAUUUCUCUCCAUUGAGUAAAAUAUUCAGUUCAUAAAUGUAUAAAUUGUACAGUCACCAUUUUUAACAUUAUGGAUGGACAGAGUGGUGUUCUGUUGAUAUGCAGUUCAGAAAUAAUGUAGUUUAUUCUAUAUUUUUCUAGUUUGCCUGAUCUUUUCUUUAAUCGUGUAUAUAAACUUUUUGAUAUAUUUUGAGGUUUAUUGGAACAGCUGUUUAUUUGGCAAAAUUUAAUUUCUUUAAAUAUUAUGACAUAUAUUUUUAUGUAUAUUUACACCGUGCAAUGCAUUUUUUUUAAAACCUUAAUGUUUGUACAUCUGGACAACACGCACAGGAAAUCAACUCAGGAAAACUCAGUGACACAUUUCCACUGGCAACAUUUUAUUGUUGGGAAAAAGUAGGUGUGCAUAACCCCCGUGUGACAUCUGUAAGCAGCCCUUCCACAAAGAAUAUGAAAAUAACCGUUAUUUCCAACUCAAUGUGUGAGAGGAAUUAAGUCCUGCAUCACAAUAGGUCUCACCUUUGGAGUUUGAUAUGUGGUAGCUUAUUGUUAAUGGCUGAGGUAAUGGUUUAGUGUGUGAGUGCUGUAUAUUCUGUGUAUUAAAUUCACCCCACUGUGUUGGUCUGCAGCAAA
This is a messenger RNA of Brienomyrus brachyistius, 1458 nucleotides long. It is a transcript of the gene nopchap1, whose product is annotated as NOP protein chaperone 1. The record is from RefSeq and is a predicted model, not a curated record. NCBI's taxonomy places the organism in Eukaryota, Metazoa, Chordata, Actinopteri, Osteoglossiformes, Mormyridae. The transcript is spliced from 4 exons. Gene Ontology annotation, molecular function: box C/D methylation guide snoRNP complex binding. Bases 59 to 538 code for a protein of 159 amino acids. Gene Ontology annotation, biological process: box C/D snoRNP assembly.